AUGGAAUCCGAAAGUUCAACUAGUGCACCGACGCCAUUAUUUGAAGCUUCAUUAGUUGAACCAAAGCUUUUUGGAUCACUUGCAAGGAUUGUGAAAAUUCCAAGCGUUCAAGAAGUUAUCUUGACAAUUACCGAAGAGGGAAUUAGGUUGCAGUCUGGUCGAGCACAACUUAGCCAAGUGUGCGCUUUCAUAAAUAAAAGAAGUUUUCUGACAUACGACUUGAAUAUACAGAACGAACAGGCAGAACUGAAAAUAGCAGUACCCAGGAUGCAACUUGAAAAGGUCCUUAAUUUAUAUUCUGAAGAUGUGAAUCAAAUAGAUAGUAGCUUUUUCCGUGACGAGGAAUGCAUACCUUACGGAAUUAUCACGUGGACCUUUCUCUGUCAAACAGCGAAUGAAAUGUCUGUUAAGGUUGAGCGAGAAAAUGAUUUCCAUUCCACCUAUCCCUUAGAAGUUAUUUUAGCCAAUCCUCUAGAAGUUUUUGCCCCAGAUGAACAAAGCUUGGCAAUGGAGAUGAAGAUGCAAGGUAGCAAGUUUAAGACAUUGUUUAAAAAUGUACUCAAGUGCAAAAAAACAUUUCAAUUUCAAAGUUCAACACGAGAUAUUUUGGCCAUAGUAUCGCGUGCACAUCAACCCGAAUAUUACGGAUUUAAGUGCGAAAUAUCACGUUCUAAUGUAAUAUAUAGCUCACCCGAAUUCCCGGAAUUCAACUUUUGGUAUUAUGGAAAAUAUUUGACCCUGGAUUUCUAUAAUUCUAUCCGCGACGAGGGGAAUGUUAAAGUCAAAGUUUACAAUGACGGCAUGCUUCAUAUUCAGAAUAUGAAAGUCAAAGAUAUGACAUACGGCUUCAAACUGGAACUUGUCAUUUACCCUGCUAUAUCGGAUAUUGAUAGUGAGAUGUUACACGUUUCUAUUGACAAUCUAGCAUUUAAACAGCGCAAUCUUAACGAGAUGGUCAUUGCUG
Acaulospora morrowiae is the source of this 964-nucleotide messenger RNA. The record is from the annotation of a GenBank genome assembly. Lineage: Eukaryota; Fungi; Glomeromycota; Glomeromycetes; Diversisporales; Acaulosporaceae.